Messenger RNA from Parascedosporium putredinis, 1062 nucleotides. Lineage: Eukaryota; Fungi; Ascomycota; Sordariomycetes; Microascales; Microascaceae. The record is from the annotation of a GenBank genome assembly.
AUGGCCGGGUCCGAUGAUGAUAGGAGGCAAGCCCUCGAUGCGUACCGCGCCGAGCUAAUAAAAUCUCGCGAAUGGGAGGCUAAGCUCAAGGCCCUUCGGCUCGAGAUCAAGGAGCUCGUCAAGGAGUACGAUAGAACCGAGGACAACAUUAAGGCGCUGCAGAGCGUUGGCCAGAUCAUCGGAGAGGUGCUGAAACAGCUUGAUGAUGAGCGAUCUUCGUCCGGCCCUCGGUAUGUCGUUGGUUGCCGGUCCAAGGUUGACAAGGCCAAGCUCAAGCAGGGAACCCGUGUCGCCCUCGAUAUGACCACUCUCACAAUCAUGCGUAUGCUUCCCCGCGAAGUCGAUCCCCUCGUUUACAACAUGUCACUCGAAGACCCUGGACAGGUGAGCUUCUCUGGAAUCGGUGGACUCAGCGACCAGAUCAGAGAGCUCCGAGAAGUCAUCGAGCUUCCGUUGAAGAACCCCGAACUGUUCCUCCGAGUUGUCGUUUCCUCUGCUAUCGUGGACAAGUACAUUGGCGAAUCUGCCCGUCUUAUCCGAGAGAUGUUUGGUUAUGCCAAAGAGCAUGAGCCGUGCAUUAUCUUCAUGGACGAGAUCGAUGCUAUCGGAGGCCGUCGAUUCUCAGAGGGUACCAGUGCCGAUCGUGAAAUCCAGCGAACACUGAUGGAGCUCCUCAACCAGCUUGACGGUUUCGAUUACCUCGGAAAGACCAAAAUCAUCAUGGCUACCAACAGGCCUGAUACCCUAGACCCCGCGCUACUCCGUGCGGGUCGUCUUGAUCGCAAGAUUGAGAUUCCCCUGCCCAAUGAAGUGGGCCGCCUUGAAAUUCUCAAGAUUCACGCUCAGAGCGUUGUAACGGAAGGCGAUAUCGACUUUGAGAGCGUAGUCAAGAUGAGCGAUGGCCUCAACGGUGCCGACUUGAGGAACGUGGUGACUGAAGCUGGUCUUUUUGCUCUCAAAGCGGAACGCGAUGCGAUCAACCAGGACGACUUCAACCGGGCGGUACGCAAGGUUGCCGAGGCGAAGAAGCUAGAGGGUAAGCUGGAGUACCAGAAACUGUAA